CCCACCCCCCUUCUCUCUCUCUCUCUCUCUCUCUCUCUCUCUCUCUCUCUCUCUUCAUGUGUCUGCUUCUUCUUCUUCUUCCUCCUCCACCUCCGGAGGAGGCAUAGAUUAAUUUGGAUCGAUCGUGUGUCCUAAAUUUUAAGCUCUUUAAUAGCUGGACAUUCCAAUUCCCCAUCAAACCCCCCACCCAAUCUCUCUCUCUCUCUCUCUCUCUCUCUCUCUCUCUCUCUCUAUGCCGUGCGCACUUCAAAACCCCAUGAAAUUAAUACUAUUAUGUGAACCAUCAAGGUAGGUAGGUAGGUAGGUAGCUAGCUCCCGCGCAGCUCAAACCCCAUCCCUCUCCAUCGUAUCCCCAACGUACACCCAACGCAUGAUCAUCAAAGCUAGCUGCUGCAGCUUAAUUUGAAAUGUUGUGUAGCUUCCGAUCGAACACUGAUAAUUAGUGUAUAAUAGUUAGCUGUAGGUAUUAAUUACCCACGAGCUACCACCCAUCGAUCCUUUUCUCUCAACCUUAAUUCGCUUAUAAUUAGUUUAGUUUAAGUUUUAAGUUUUAAGUUUUAGUUCGAGACAAAAAAUAAAUUAGUAGAGCGAGCAGUUCAUUAAUUUAAGCGAUCGAUCGACAUGGUUUAAUUAAGCGAUCGGUUAUGGAGGCCGCCGGAGGGCCCCGCCGCCCGAACUUCGUCCCGCUGCAGCUGCUCGAGAAGACGAAGGAAGACUCCUCCUCCGCCGCCGCCACCGACUCCCCGAAUUCGUGCUCGCCGUCGUCGGCCGCUGCCGUCGUGACGACUAAUGCGGCGUCCUCGUCGGACGCAGCGGCAGCGGCGGCGGCGGCGCAGCGGAAGGCGGCGCCCAAGCGGAGCUCGACGAAGGACCGGCACACGAAGGUGGACGGGCGCGGGCGGCGCAUCCGCAUGCCGGCCUUGUGCGCCGCCAGGGUCUUCCAGCUGACGCGCGAGCUCGGCCACAAGACCGACGGCGAGACCAUCGAGUGGCUGCUCCGGAUGCUCGCGAACCCUAAUAACACCAGCCAAGGAAUCGGCGGCGGCGGCAGCGGAGGCGGAGGCGGAGGCGGAGAUUCGAUGUGGACGUUCCCGCAGAUGGGAUUCCGCGGGAACGUGGCGGCGGGCGGGCUGCAUUUCAUGAACUUCCCCGCGGCGCAGAUGGCGCUGCUGCCGGGCCAGCAGCUGGGCAUCGGGUCGUCGGGCGGCGGCGGCGCAGAAGGGCACAUGGGAAUUCUGGCUGCACUGAAUGCGUAUCGGCCGCCGCCGGCCGCGUCGGAGGGAGUGGAGAGCGGUUCCCAGAAGCAUGCGGCAGGAGCCGGAGACCGCCGCGACCGCGAAUCGGAGCGCGCCCAGUGAUCGAUGGAUCGAUCGAUCAUCGCUCUUUUGGCUCGGUUUCCAUUUUUAGGUGUGAAAUGCUCAUGGAAUUUGGAUGCGUAGUUAUAGCACAUGAGAGAGAGAGAGAGAGAGAGAGAGAGAGAGAGAGAGAGAGAGAGAGAGAAUAGGGCUUCAUAAGUUCAAUCAUGGAGAGAGCAGUAGCUGGGAUAUGCAAGUAGAGGACAGAAGGAAAAGAGUUGUGAAGAAGACCAUCAAAUUCAACAGUGAGUCAACUUCGCCAAACUUUUAUAACUCACCCAAGUAGCUAGUCAUCUUAUCAACUGUUUUUCAUAUGUACAAAAAGGAUUGGGCAUGUGUAACCUUCUCAUCAAAUAUAAUAGUACAAAUAAUGGUAAUUACUC
Molecule: messenger RNA, 1738 nt
Organism: Ananas comosus (pineapple)
Lineage: Eukaryota; Viridiplantae; Streptophyta; Magnoliopsida; Poales; Bromeliaceae
Product: transcription factor TCP14-like
Exons: 2
Coding region: 645-1358 (237 amino acids)
Cellular component (GO): nucleus
Molecular function (GO): sequence-specific DNA binding; DNA-binding transcription factor activity
Source: RefSeq, a predicted model, not a curated record